Prunus armeniaca (apricot) is the source of this 3261-nucleotide messenger RNA. NCBI's taxonomy places the organism in Eukaryota, Viridiplantae, Streptophyta, Magnoliopsida, Rosales, Rosaceae. The record is from the annotation of a GenBank genome assembly.
AUGAGCAGACUGUGGAUACAGAACCCGAAUAGAUGCGCAGACGAAUACUUGGAUGGAAUCGAGGAUUUCAUUGAGUUUGCACGUAGACACAACCCGGGUGCAACUAGAAUCCAUUGUCCUUGUAGGAGGUGUAACAACACAUUGUGGGAGACAAUUGAAAAUGUUGGAUUUCAUUUAGUAAGGAAUGGAAUGAUUGAGACAUAUAGCAUUUGGAACCUUCACGGAGAACAAUUAGACAAUGCUUCGUCUUCAAAUGCCAUAAGAGUGGACAAUGUUGAACCUAUUGUGGAUCCUAAUGAACAAGUGAUGGAUAUUAUAAACGAUGUUUUUCCAUUUGCAUCGACGAACAUCAAUCAGGAAGGGGAAGAUGACGUGCCUACACCAAUGGACAGUAUAGAGUUCGAACAAUAUGAAAAACUAUUAAAAAAUGCCAACCAAGAGUUAUACCCAGGGUGCAAGAGCUUUUCCGUUCUCACGGCCAUUGUGGAGCUAAUGCACGGAAAAAUAAAAUAUCGUAUGUCGAACUUGUGUUUUGAUUACUUUUUGGGGGUUUUCAAGAGAAUGCUUCCGACGGACAAUUGUUUGCCGAAAGACCAUAAACACGCGCAGAAGGUGUUGAAUGGUCUUGGAUUGGGUUAUGAAAAAAUUCACGCUUGCAAAAAUAAUUGCAUGUUAUUCUACAAAGAGUAUGAAACAUUGGAUACAUGCCCUAUAUGCAAUGAGUCGAGGUUCAAAAUGACAUCUCAGAAUAGAACGACUAAGAUCCCACAAAAAGUCAUGCGUUAUCUGCCUCUGAAACCUAGGCUUCAGCGAUUGUAUAUGUCGACACAUACUGCCACAGACAUGAGAUGGCAUAAGGAAAAACAGGUAGACGAUGAUGUGAUGCGGCAUCCUGCAGAUGGGGAAGCAUGGAAAGAGUUCGAUCGAACGUUCCCUGACUUUGCUGCUAAUCCUCGAAAUGUUAUAUUGGGACUUGCCACUUACGAAUUAAAUCCGUACGGGGUUCUAAACCAACACCACAACACUUGGCCGAUUUUCGUAUUUCCAUACAAUUUGCCGCCUUGGAAAUGCAUGAAAAAAGAGUACAUGAUGUUGACUGUUUUGAUAACUGAGGAUCCUAGUAGGUCAAUCGAUGUUUACUUAAGGCCGUUGGUUGAUGAGCUCAAGGAUUUAUGGCCAAACGGUGUGCGCACGUACGAUAAAUCCACUGGGAAGAUGUUCACUUUGCGGGCAGCAGUGAUGUGGACUGUUAAUGAUUUUCCUGCAUAUGCAAUGGUUUCUGGGUGGAGCACAAAGGGUUAUAUGGCAUGCCCUAUGUGCAAGGAAGAUGUAACUUCUAGUUGGCAUGCCGGAAAAUUCGACGGGAACACAGAGCCUCGCCUUAGACCUAGAGAAUGGUCUGGUGAUGACAUCUUGGAACAGCUUAACCGUUUGGAUUUUGCUCCGUUCGGCAAAACAGUUAGUCGAACCAGACCUUCUACACAUAUGAACUGGACGCACAAGUCUAUGUUCUUUGAGCUCCCAUAUUGGUCGAAACUAAAAUUGAGACACAAUCUUGACGUUAUGCAUGUUGAGAAAAAUGUGUUUGACACUUUGAUAGGUACGAUUCUAGACAUCGAGGGCAAGACAAAGGACACGAUCAAAGCUCGUCUUGAUUUGGAAAGAAUGGGCAUACGAAGAGGUUUAUGGAUGAACAGGGACGGUGAUAAAGCUAGAAGGGAUCUGGCAUUUUUUUCCAUGAAACCGAAUGACAAAAAAGAAUUUCUAAAGUUUGUAUCGUCGGUAAAGUUUCCCGAUGGGUAUGCUUCUAAUAUCGCGCGUUGCGUGAAUGUUGACGAGGGUAAAUUUACUGGACUUAAGAGCCAUGAUUGCCAUGUGUUUAUGCAACGAUUUUUUUCCCAACUGACGGCAAAAACAUUGCGAAAGACGGACAUGCAUCAAUUGCGCCAUGACAUUGUCCAAGUCCUAUGCAAGUUUGAGAUGAUAUUCCCUCCAGCUUUCUUCACAAGUAUGAUCCACGUGAUGGUUCAUUUGCCAGAAGAGGCAUUGCUUGCUGGUCCUGUCAACUAUCGUUGGAUGUAUCCAAUAGAAAGGCUGCUUGGAGAGCUGAAAAAAACUGUACGCAACAGGGCGAAGCCCGAAGGGUCAAUUAUAGAGGCUUGGGUUCAAUAUGAGUCGCUUACUUUCUGUGGAAUGUAUUUACAAGAUGUGGACACAGCUUUCAAUCGUCCUCAACGCAAUAAUGACGGAGGUGUGAGAAAUGAGAAACUUUCUGUUUUUGCCCAAAGAGCACGACCAUUUGGAGAUCCUGUACGAGGAGAGUCGUUUUCCAUAAAUGACAUGCAGGUAGCACAUUGGUUCGUACUGAACAAUUGUGAUGAGAUAAUGGCAUACUUAGAUGAGCAUGAAGAGAUGAUGAAGCGAGAACAUCCAUCACAUUUGUAUGCCACGAAACACCGUGAAUUGUUUCCACAAUGGUUUUUGGAAAUUGUCAACAAGUUGAAAUCAUCGAAUUCCCCCACUUACAGUGAAGAGUUAUAUAACUUGGCGUUCGGCCCGAUUCGGGCUGAAUUGUUCUCGGGUUGCCAUGUUAACGGCAUCAAGUUUUUAGGGGCUGCACGAGAUGACAAGUUGUGUACGCAAAACAGCGGUGUCCAUGUCCCAGGUGGAGGCGAAAGUAUGGACAUUGAUUUCUAUGGCAAACUGACAACGGUCGUGCAAUUGCUUUACAAAGACCAAUACCAAGUGAUCAUGUUUAAGUGUCGAUGGUUUGAUACAAACCCAAAUAGGCAAGGAAGUGUUAAAAUCGACCAUGGCUUAAUAUCAGUGAACAUUAACAGAACUUGGUAUGAUGACGACCCUUUCAUUUUGGCAAACAUGGCAAAACAGAUUGUGUAUCUAGAUGACCCUAAAGCCAGGAGCGGUUGGAAAGUUGAUCAGCAUAUGGAUCAGAGGAACGUGUAUGCUAUACCAGAACUAGACCCAAUUGACAACGACGUCACUGACCAACGUUUGGAGUCUUCCAUGGAAAAUGAUGCAGAAACACUUCGAGAUACAAAUGUUAUACAAGAACCAUUUCAGGUUCAAGGAGUGUCUUCAAUCGAAAUACCGAUUCAGUCAAUUACAAUUGACCUCGGUGAUCUUCAACGAUAUGAUGUUCCAGUGGGCCCGAACUACGAAAGUGAUGAGGAGGAGGAUUGGGAAACCGAAAGUGAUGAUAGCGACGAUAACGAAGGUUAUUAUAGUUCAGAUGAUGAAUAA